This is a messenger RNA of Labrus bergylta (ballan wrasse), 8960 nucleotides long. It is a transcript of the gene tnikb, whose product is annotated as TRAF2 and NCK interacting kinase b. Gene Ontology annotation, molecular function: protein kinase activity; ATP binding. NCBI's taxonomy places the organism in Eukaryota, Metazoa, Chordata, Actinopteri, Labriformes, Labridae. The record is from RefSeq and is a predicted model, not a curated record. Gene Ontology annotation, biological process: protein phosphorylation.
UAAAGGAGGUUUCCGUGAGUGUUCAUCCCCGCCGCUCUGCACCUCUCGGUCGAUGGUCGUUGAGGAAGCUUCCAUCUUGAGUCCCGUGAAUACCGAAAGAACCAUGGCGAGCGACUCCCCUGCGCGGAGUCUGGACGAGAUAGACCUGUCUGCACUCCGGGACCCGGCUGGUAUCUUUGAGCUGGUUGAGCUGGUUGGAAAUGGCACCUAUGGGCAGGUCUACAAGGGUCGACAUGUCAAAACCGGCCAGCUCGCUGCUAUUAAGGUCAUGGACGUCACCGGAGAUGAAGAGGAGGAGAUUAAAGCAGAGAUCAACAUGUUGAAGAAGUACAGCCACCACAGAAACAUUGCAACAUAUUAUGGAGCGUUUAUCAAGAAGAAUCCUCCGGGAAUGGACGACCAGCUCUGGCUGGUGAUGGAGUUUUGCGGGGCCGGCUCUGUGACAGAUCUGAUCAAAAACACCAAAGGGAACUCUCUGAAGGAGGAGUGGAUCGCUUACAUCUGCAGAGAGAUCCUCCGGGGUCUGACCCAUCUCCACCAGCACAAGGUUAUCCACAGAGAUAUCAAAGGCCAGAACGUGCUGCUGACAGAGAAUGCAGAGGUUAAACUGGUGGACUUUGGUGUGAGCGCUCAGCUGGACCGUACAGUUGGACGGAGGAAUACAUUCAUUGGGACGCCGUACUGGAUGGCCCCAGAGGUCAUCGCCUGUGACGAGAAUCCUGACGCUACAUAUGACUUCAAGAGUGAUUUGUGGUCGCUCGGUAUCACAGCCAUCGAGAUGGCAGAGGGAGCACCACCUCUAUGUGACAUGCAUCCAAUGAGAGCGCUCUUCCUCAUCCCCAGAAAUCCCGCCCCCAGACUCAAGUCAAAGAAGUGGUCGAAGAAGUUCCAGUCGUUCAUAGACAGCUGUCUGGUGAAGAGUCACAGUCAGAGGCCGAGCACCGAGCAGCUCCUCAAACACCCGUUCAUCAGAGACCUCCCCAACGAGCGGCAGGUCCGCAUCCAGCUGAAGGACCACAUCGACCGCACCAAGAAGAGGAGGGGGGAGAGGGAUGAGACAGAAUACGAGUACAGCGGCAGUGAGGAGGAGGAUGAAGAGAGGGACAUUGGAGAGCCCAGUUCAAUCAUCAACAUCCCCGGAGAGUCUACUCUGAGGCGGGACUUCCUGCGGCUCCAGCUGGCCAAUAAGGAGCGGUCGGAGCUGAUCCGUCGUCAGCAGCUGGAGCAGCAGCAGAACGAGGAACACAAGCGCCAACUGCUGGCUGAAAGACAGAAACGCAUUGAGGAGCAGAAAGAGCAGAGGCGACGGCUGGAGGAGCAACAGCGUCGAGAGCGUGAGAUGAGGAAGCAGCAGGAGCGCGAGCAGAGGAGGAGGUACGAGGAGAUGGAGCAGAUCCGCCGUGAGGAGGAGAGGAGGCAUGCAGAGAGGGAACAGGAGUAUAUCCGUAGACAGCUGGAGGAGGAGCAGAGGCAGCUGGAGAUCCUGCAGCAGCAGCUCCUGCAGGAGCAGGCCUUACUGCUGGAGUACAAGAGGAAGCAGAUUGAGGAGCAGCGGCAGGCCGAGCGGCUGCAGAGGCAGCUGCAGCAGGAGCGAGCCUACCUGGUGUCCUUGCAACAGCAGCAGCAGGAGCCGACUCGACCGCCACAGGACAAGAAGCAGCUGUACCACUACAAAGACCAGGCGCCCGGCACCAACGACAAACCCGCAUGGGCCAAAGAGGUGAUGCAUCGAGCUCAGAGCAACUCUCCUCGCAUCCCUCCAAAGAAAUAUCAUUCCUUCAGGGAGCCAAGAAAUGUCAACCUCGGCAACCUACUCUUACUCCCCGGUUACAAACCUCGACGCUCCCGCCCUCCUUCCUAUCCCGCCCACAACAGCCCCUCCAGAGAUCACCACCAUGUGCCUCAUAUCCGUGUUACCUGUAAACCUAACCCCGCCCCCAACUCUUCUCAGCCAGUAAUGCGCCGCAGGGGCCCCAAGUCCAGAGGGCAGAGCCCCAACUCCAGAGGGCGGAGCCCCGGCCGCCGGGUGGAGGAGCAUUAUAAGAUGAACAGACAGACUUCUCCUGCAUUGCAGCAUAAAGUCUCAAACCGGAUCUCGGACCCCUCUCUGCCGCCGCGCUCCGAGUCGUUCAGCAGUGGAGGAAUCCAGCAGGCCCGGACCCCACCCAUGCACCGCUCUGUCGAGCCGCAGAUGGCCCACCUAGUGCAAGUGAAGAGUCACGGUCUGUCAGGCUCCCAGUCCCUGUACGAUCCUCACGGCGUUUCUUCCUCCUCGGCGUCACCCUCCCCAUCCCGGCCUCCCAUGCCCCGGCAGAAUUCUGACCCCACCUCCGACACCCCUCCUCCCCCGCCCCUAUCCCGCCUGGCGCCCCCCCUCGACAAGCUGGACCGCAGCUCGUGGCUGCGACAGGACGACGACAUGCCCCCCAAGGUUCCUCAAAGGACGACCUCCAUCUCUCCGGCUCUGGUCAGGAAGCACUCUCCUGGAAAUGGACCUGGCCUUGGACCUCGGGCCGGAGCUCACCUCAUACGGGCCAGCAACCCUGACUUGCGGAGGACAGACAUUUCUAUGGAUACGCCCCUGAAGAGGACGAGCAGCAACAGCUCCUCCAGCUCCAGCACCCCGAGUUCCCAGGGAGGCUCCAACGAACGAGGAAAUUCAGCCGUUAUGACUGAAGGCUCAACAGUUUCUUCCCACGAGACCAAAGAUGACGGCAGAGAGGUGACACGACCCAGCAGGCCUGCAAGCUAUAAGAAAGCUGUAGACGAGGACCUGACGGCUCUGGCCAAAGAGCUGAGGGAGCUGCGACAGGGGGAAGAAACCAGUCGCCCGCCUGUCAAAGUGACCGACUACUCGUCGUCCAGCGAGGACUCCCACAGCAGCGAGGACGAGGAGGGUGAGGGCAGGUCCAAUGACGGAUCAGUGGCCGUCAGCGAUAUACCGCGCAUUAUGCCAGCUGCAGGUCAAGGCAGCAACGAGUCCUUUGGCGGGAUAGGAGGACACAAUGACACCCAUGACGACGCGUAUGGAAACAGCUCCCAGGACAGCACCCUGAUGAUGCGUGAGUACGGAAUGGGAGGCAGCGGGGGCUCCAAGUCGUCCUUCACACCGUUCGUUGAUCCGAGGGUGUACGGGACGUCCCCGACUGACGACGAUGAUAACAUCUCUGCCUCAGCGCUGUUUGCUGAUGAGCUUUUGAAGCACGAGCAGGAACAGGCGAGACUCAACGAGGCCAAGAAGAUCUCUGUGGUCAACGUGAACCCGACCAACAUCAGACCGCACAGCGACACACCCGAGAUCCGCAAAUACAAGAAACGUUUCAACUCCGAGAUCCUCUGUGCAGCUCUGUGGGGAGUGAAUCUCCUGGUGGGGACGGAGAACGGCCUGAUGUUGUUGGAUCGAAGCGGUCAGGGCAAAGUUUACAACUUGAUUAAUCGACGGCGCUUCCAGCAGAUGGACGUCUUGGAGGGACUCAACGUCUUGGUCACCAUCUCAGGGAAGAAGAACAAGCUGCGUGUUUACUACCUGUCCUGGCUGAGGAACAGGAUAUUACACAACGACCCUGAGGUGGAAAAGAAACAGGGCUGGAUCACUGUCGGGGAGCUGGAGGGCUGUGUGCAUUAUAAAGUCGUGAAGUACGAGAGGAUUAAAUUUUUGGUGAUUGCUCUGAAGAACUCAGUGGAGAUCUACGCUUGGGCGCCGAAACCUUACCACAAGUUUAUGGCCUUCAAGUCGUUCACUGAUCUGCAGCAUCGCCCCCAGCUAGUGGACCUGACCGUGGAGGAGGGACAGAGGUUGAAAGUCAUUUACGGCUCCAGUGUUGGCUUCCAUGUCAUCGAUGUCGACUCGGGCAACCCUUACGACAUCUACAUCCCCUCACAUAUUCAGGGUCAGGUGACCCCGCACGCCAUCGUGGUUCUGCCCAAGACGGACGGCAUGGAGAUGCUGCUGUGCUACGAGGACGAAGGCGUCUACGUCAACACCUACGGACGCAUCACCAAAGACGUGGUGCUGCAGUGGGGCGAGAUGCCCACCUCCGUCGCCUACAUCCACUCCAACCAGAUCAUGGGCUGGGGAGAGAAGGCCAUUGAGAUCCGCUCCGUGGAGACGGGACACCUCGACGGAGUUUUCAUGCACAAGCGAGCUCAGCGACUGAAGUUCCUGUCGGAGAGGAACGACAAGGUCUUCUUCGCCUCUGUGCGUUCUGGAGGCAGCAGUCAAGUCUUCUUCAUGACCCUAAACAGAAGCUCCAUGAUGAACUGGUAACCCUUCACCUCGACCCACAACCGUCUUCUUCUUCACUCUGAGCAUCGGCCGACAUAAGAAGGGAGGGACGGCGAAGGGACAGCUUUUUUGUGUGUGUUUAUGAUGUGUGUGUGUGUGUUCCUGGAAGAAAACCACAAGCUCCUGAACAAAAACAUUUGAGUAACUAGAGGAAGAGUUAGACCACAGGAGUGUGUCCCAUCCACAGAAACCCUCCAACUACGGGGGGCGCUGCAGGCCUCACUGAUGGUUACACUGCCUACUGAACAAGGAGGACACCGUAAUCAACAGUGGGCGAUUCCUUCACCAUGUGGAUUUUUUGAUGGUUGUUCUGAAGUGUUUGGAUCCAAACUUUAGCGGACACUGACAUCAUGCCGAGUAGCCUUUGACUUCCCCAUUUGGUCGAAUGGGAAGCUGUAGAGACAUUCUCUGUGUAGCACAUUAUUGAUUCCUUACAGGGUGUUCACACUGCGAGUACAAUAUGUCCGUCUUCUUUGCUUGCUGGUGGUAAUGUCGGCGUUAUGACUGCAUUUAUUGCAGCAUCUCUGACUUAUUUAAGUAAGUAAUGGGUGGACACUUUUGGCUGUUAAGGUAGCAUCAAUAGCAGAAAGAAAAUUCAGAUGGUCAUUAACCCAAAAACUAGAUGCAACAGUUUUUAAGAUGUGCAAACCCAAAUCCCUUACAGGCAAUCAGAACAUUCACACUAAGCUAGUUCUAUUUUAUUUUGGCCUCAUGUCCACCCUGAGCUGAUGUUUUCUUUUUACCCAAAAGAAGGUGAUGAAUCCUAAAACUCAGACCAAAUGUUAUACUGUGGGCAGGCAAGUCAACUUUUUUGAAAUCCUCAUACUGACUGUUUCUGCAGUUCAACUUCUGUCCAAAACAAGCUGCUUUAGCUCCUGUCUCUUAAAGGCCCCCUCUAUGAUAGCUCACUUAUUUCUUUUUGGCCAGCAGUCCGGAAUCAUGCCAAGGGUUUAGAUUUUUCUGGGGUGGUUUCACAGAUUUGGGCUGUGUCUGAAACUGCACACUUUCAUACUAUUAAUAACAAGAACGUCACAUUGUACAUUCCAAAAUCCCAGCAUGCAAUUUUAUGUAUGCGAGAAAUACCCGGUUAUAUACUAGACUGGCUGAUUUUUUACAAGUGUGACACAGGAGCACACUGGUCAUACUAAAGCACCCCAGAAUGCAUUGUGACUCUCAGGGUGCAUUCACACCUGAGCGGUUUGGUCUGUUUGAAACAAACUCUGGCACGCUUAGUCGGAUAGUUUGUUUGGCUUGGGGUGGUAUGAAUGCUCAAACGAACUCUUGUGUGGACCAAAGAACCGAGUUCUGGUCUGGAAGAAAACAGGGGUCUCGGUUCGCUUCCAAGUGCAUUGGUGUUCGAUUCGCCUUAGGUGAGAAUGCGAUCCGAACCAAACAAGGGACGUUAACCAAAAAGCAGUGCAUUGUGGGUGGAAUUUUGCCAGAUAUUUCAAAAUAAACAGCGAAGGUUAAAUAGGUUCGCAAAUGUUAGACUGUAUAUAACCAUUAUUAUUUACAGUCUAUGGUUUAACCUGACAAAGCGGACAUAUAACUGUAUCUCCAUUUUGUAGAUCAAAUUACUGCCAAACUGCGCUGUGCUACCAGAUGCCGUUCUUCCACUGUCCUGCUGUUUACUUCUUGGUCAUAGUGCAGCAUUAGGCCAGAUGACAGUAUCCGCACUGCCCUGAGCUACAGCCCAAACAAGUGGCAGAUGGCUCCAGUACAAAACAUUUGACUAGCUUUUAUGUGCUUGACAAUGUGCAGUGUGUAAGCAAACAAAUGAUAAAUCCAACGGUGUUGCAACUUCACCCCUGAGUCCACUGAACUGUGAAAGGGGCCGCAGACUAUCCAAUGGCCAGCCAGCCAAAAAGCGACGUACAAAUAAAAGUAACCAAACUGUAAUAUGUUUUAUAUGUUGUCAAAUAUAAAACAUUAAAAUGAUUACAAGGUGUAUAAAUACUGAACAAUUGUAUAUUGUUUUCAGACUAAAUGUAGUAGUAUGCAGUAUAUACUGCUGGAGUACGUAGUAUGCAGUUUAUUUCUUGAUGGCCAAUUGUGAUAUUGCAACAACAAAUCACUUUAGGCAUUAAAAACCACUUGGAUGUUUACCCCUUUAUUCUAAACUUGAAGGUAAGUUCAAUAAAAACAUAGGAAAUUAGAAUAUUUAAUUUUCUUGAUAGAAAGAGGGAAAAAAAACACAACAGGUCCCUAUUCAGCAACUGUUGAAAAGAUGUUAGCUGUUCAGUUUAGUUAUUAUCUAUCUAUAUUGGUUGGCCGUCCAGUAAAACCAAUAAACAAUACAAGACAAUCAUGAGAGAAAAAUAUUUUAAUCUGUGGUCAUCAAUACAGACUAAUUUAAACUCUCAGUGUUACACUGUGGAGUCUAAAUGAAGUCUGUGACUCAUAUCGUCAAAGCAUCGAGUUGAAACACGGCAUAAAGAAUCAAAGGAGCAAGCUAAUGAAAUGCUACAGCUCAAACAAGUCAAAUUCAACUUGCAAAAUGGGCUUUUUCUUGUCUUCUAUUGUGAUCUUCACAGUCUCCUCAUGCAUGCGCCCACAUUAAUAUAAUGCAGUCCUGACAGCCACUUUGACAGCUCCAAAAUGUGUUUUAAAGAUAUUUUUGGGCUUGUUUUUGCCUUUAUCUGUAUGAAGUUUGCAGAAAAUUGGGAAUGGAGGAUGACGUGCAGCAAAUGUGAGGAAUCCCUUUUAAGUUUGAACAGAGACCUUUACAAAAAACAACUUAUUUUGGGCAUAUGGCAUUUUCAAACAUCUCUUAAUUAACCGGCUAUGUGUGUCAUGUCAUAUUAUUGGAUUCUAUUCACAAUUAUGAGACUCCUUUUUAUUCUUAUCACCCAAACCCCUUCUGAUAGUGAUGAAUAGAUGUUCUUAGGCUAAUAUCUUGUAGCAAAAACUAACAGAUGUCUUCUUGCGCUGUCAGACAUUUUUCCUCAUGUAAAAAAAAAAAAUAGAGGGCUACAUCAGAAUCCGUCCACUGUGUAAAACUGUUGCAGACAUCUUGAUCAUUGCUUUGUCAGUAGGAGGUGAAUUGACCCUCUUGGACUUGAUGACGGUGUUGCUCACAGUGUGAACACUCAUUUCGAGUGCUGCUUUUGCUGAAAAACCUUCUGUGUCUGUUCCCCAUUAGAAGAGAAAAAUACAACAAACAAGCAGCUGGAGUCACAGGGGAAAUGAGACACACUUCUACACCUGUCAUAGAGGAUGCUGCACAGCUACUGCGGCUACUUUGUCCUGGUAUUUUACUAAUAAGGAAGGGAAGCUUGUAGAUAUUGUAUUAUUGCUGUAACAGCAACACAAAAACUACACAUCAUUUCUCACAAAAAAAAAAAAGAACUUGGCGUAGAGUAGUUGCCAACUUCUGGAAGUUUCUUAACUGCCCUUUGUUUUUCUGUCCCUACUAUUCUGUGUAUACCGCACCUGUGUAAAUACUCACUUUGAUGUUAAGGGCAGACUUUGCAAAAGCAGGUGUGAAGACUGAAGAAAAAAAUAAGCAACGGUCUGGCUUUUUUUUUGUUUGUUACACCUCUUUGAAAAAUGUCUGUUAGUUUCUCUCAGAUUGGGUUUUUUUUAGACCAAUGAGCUGAACAAAAAGUUUGGUUUGGGUUAACACAUGUUUUUCUCUGUAGUCCAUCACUGUUUAUUUAAUUGUGCAUUUUGCAUGGUGACAUACAUGUUUUACCUGACAUCACUUGUUAUGAAUUGUAAGUUUAAGGCAAUACACUGACUGAUCUAUCUGUACUAGCUGGACAACAAGAGAAGAACUUUCUGCAGGAGCCCUAAAACAAAAAGUAUAAACUGUAAAAUGAAAGUUAGCUAUUAUUAUCUUAGCAUUUGGGCUUUCUCCGAAAUAACAGUCAGAUAGGUCAAGUUUGUACACAGAAAAGUUAGCAUUAAAUACAUCUUUUGUUGACGGUCACGCCCAGACCGAGCAGGACGGGACUCCAGCAUCACUUUGAACAGCAUUUUCUAUUUUUGGCACGGUUGACCUUUUGAUGAUGGUCCCUAAAUGCUAGUGUUUGUGGAAUUUUGAACAGGCUGUGAGAGAGGGAAAUGUGUUCAUUUUUACUUGAUUUUUUCUUAAAAUUGGUCUUUAAGGAUGCGACAGGUGUAAGUGACGCCACUUUAAAGGCCAGCUGAACCCUUUUAAAUGUGCAGGAUGUUAGCAGCAACAAACACCCUGUGAAUAAAGGUCAGGAGGCAGGGUCUGUUUGAGAAACCAUAGAUUAAAGAUAUAUAUACUGUAAGAAUUUCCGUUAUGAUGAUAUCAUACUGAUCAUUUUAGAGGAAGACAAAAAAAAUAAUGUUCACUUGUUAAAGCUUAGUUGUCUUUCUACAGAAUAGAGAACAUAGCUAUAAGAAUUUCUAAAAAAAAAAAAAAUACAACGUUUUUAUUGUGGUAUUAUUUGUAUUUGUAUUUCAAUUUUUGUACGUAUCAAGACUGUGAACGUAUGUAUGGCUGUCAGCCUGUGAGGGUGUGUGUGUGUGUGUGUGUGUGUGUGUGUGGGUAGGUGUGUGCACAGGGUGCUACAUGCAUGUGAGUGGAUGUUUUCACCUUGUCUAAAUCACUGGAAUCAGUCGAAAGACGGCCUCAAACUGGUAACACACAUCUGUGAUGUUUGAAAAUCUACAAUAAAUGUCCUCUCCUUGUACAGCCACAGAA